AUGUUUUCUAUCUUGGCUACUCUCCUUCUUGCCGCUUCAGCUGUGACUUCUGUCUCCGCGCAUGCUUCUCUUGCUCCAGUUCAUUGGAAGCGCGACAAUCUUGAGGCACGUGAGUCUCUUGAGAAACGAUGUGGCGAUAUCCUAGCUGCACGUCGACGCAAACGGGCCUUGCAUGUAUCAGAAAGUAUCACUUACCCUCUCUCCCUGGUUCCACCGCCGGCUAAUGUCGCUGUGGCCCGUAGAACGACGUCGAGUAACGAUAGUACCUGUUUCGUAACUCCAGAGGUUACUCAAGGGCCCUAUCAUAUUUUAGGUGAAAUUGUGAGGCAGAAUAUGACUGAGGGACAAGGUGGAAUCCCCCUGGAAGUUUCUGUUGAUUUCAUUGAUAUCAAUACCUGCGACCCCAUUCAGGUUUGGGUUGACGCUUGGCACGCGAAUGCUACGGGCUUCUAUGCAGGAUACAUCGCAGAGACAGGCUCGUAUCUUUCUAGCGGCGAUUCCGGUGAAGGCAACGCGACCAGCGAAGGUGGAGAAUCUAUGACCAGUUUUGCCAGCAGUGGUAGCUUUGGUGGUUCGGGUGCGCCAACCCAAACCGCUGAUACAGCGUCGACCACCACCAGUUAUGGUGCCUAUAGCGGCGCCGACUCAGAAAGUGCUGCCAGUAUGCUCGAUACACCUGUGGACGACAACAGCACCUUCCUUCGAGGCGUUUGGCAAUCAGACGAGGAUGGGCAUUUGACCAUGUAUUCGGUCUUCCCUGGAUGGUAUUCUCAACGGGCCCAACAUUUCCACAUCAAGGUCUAUCCCAAAGGAGAAAUUGCAGCGAACGGCACUUUCAUUGCUGGCAGAAGCGCCGUGCAUACAGGCCAGUUCUUCUUUGACAAUGACACCUUGCAGGCAGUUGCUGCCAACUCCAUCUAUGCUGCGAACUCUAUACCGUGGUCUGACUCUGUCAGCAAUGAAGACGACAAGUGGUACCCUUACCAGUCCGCCACAGGCUACAAUGCUGAUAUGGAUAUUACCUGGGUUGGUGACAAUAUCACAGAUGGACUUAUCGGAAGUAUCACCGUAGCACUCAACUUGUCUUACACAAGCCUGGAGCUCAGCACUCAGUACGCCGAAUUUGAUGUCGAAGAAUAUGAAGAGGAGGGCCUUCUUCCAUCGGCAUCAUUAUCUGCAUAA
Molecule: messenger RNA, 1182 nt
Organism: Guyanagaster necrorhizus
Lineage: Eukaryota; Fungi; Basidiomycota; Agaricomycetes; Agaricales; Physalacriaceae
Product: aromatic compound dioxygenase
Exons: 12
Coding region: 1-1182 (393 amino acids)
Molecular function (GO): oxidoreductase activity, acting on single donors with incorporation of molecular oxygen, incorporation of two atoms of oxygen; iron ion binding
Source: RefSeq, a predicted model, not a curated record